Symbiodinium sp. CCMP2592 is the source of this 4614-nucleotide messenger RNA. The record is from the annotation of a GenBank genome assembly. NCBI's taxonomy places the organism in Eukaryota, Dinophyceae, Suessiales, Symbiodiniaceae.
AUGGAGAUGUGGUGCGAUGGUGUGCCUUUCAACAGCGACCGAUCCAUGACUUUGGAGACGUACCCUCUCAUUUCCAGCAUGGACUUCUUCGUGCGCCAGAGGCAGCAGAAUAAAUUGGUGUCGAGAUUAUUUUCUUGCCCAGGAUUCAAUACGGCUUCCUGCAAGAUGGACUUUUUACACGCUUGCGACCUCGGAGUAACAUCCGACUGGCUUGGGUCUUUGCUGUUUUACUUACAGAGUGAGAAGAUCCGAGGCCUGAGCAAACUCAUCCGAUGUGCCAGGCUGUACCAAGACAUCAAGGCACACUACGACAGAACUGGGGUCCAAGAUCGAUUGCCGAAGCUCCUUCCCACCAUGCUUCGUGAAGAGGAUCGAGGCAAGAUCAAAUCCCCCAAGUUGAGAGCCAAAGAAGGGGAAGCUCGAGCACUCGUCGGUGCUGCCAUGGAAUUGGCUACAAAGUAUUUGUCGCCAGCAAAGCCUGCUGAACAGGCGAUGUUGCAUGGCACAGAAGCUUUGCAGUCCAUAUAUGCCUGUCUCAGCACUGCAGCUUGGGACAAGGAAGUCUUCAGAGUUUCUUCCCAGAGGUUUCUUUUACUCUGGGGCAGCCUCGAGACUUACUUCGAAGUGGACAAGCUCUUCAGGGUUAAACCUAAAGCCCAUCAGCUGUUCGAAUUGGCCAGGGGCGAGGUGAACCCUAGCAAGACCUGGACCUACAGGGAUGAGAGCUAUGGGCAUACCCUAGCAUUGCUGGGCAGACGGCGUGGUGGCAAGUUUUCGAUGAAUGCUGCCGUGCUGAUUCUGGAGGCCGAGAACCAGCGGCGGCCGCACGAGGCAGCCGUUGGCUUGGACUCUUUGGAGGCCAAAUGCGUGGCUGCGGCAUUUGCUGUGGCAAAGGCCUCAGUAGUAUGGACGGAUGUCACUCCAUCGGGCACUGCGCCCAACGGUGGACGGUAUCGGAGAUCCGUGGUGAACUCCGCCGGAGUGCUGUAUUUCUACGUCGGAGGCAGCGCGCCGAAGUUUUGGACGAUCGACCUGCAGGCGGGCAGCCCAACCUGGUCUGACAUUACCCCCAGCGGCGAUCUGCCACCCACGGGACUUCCGAGAUCGGCAGUGAUAACUUCUGAUGACGUCAUGUGGCUUUUUGGGGCAGGAACGCCAAACUUCAAUGACCUUUGGAAGGUCGACCUGAAGGCCACGAUUGCCUUCACGGAGGUGUUCCCUCCCGGUGAGCUGCCUGCUGGACGAUCUGGCCACACGUCGGUGGUGACGAAGGAUGACGUCAUGUGGAUGUUUGGUGGAAGCGGCAGGAACGACCUUUGGAAGAUCGACCUGAAGGCUGCAACACCGACCUGGUCGGAAGAGUCCCCUUCCAGCUCACCGGGUGGGCGAACGCACCACGUUGCUGUCAUAACCUCUGAUGAUGUGAUGUGGAUUUUUGGCGGAUCAGGCAACACGAAUGACCUUCAUAAGAUCGACCUGAAGGCCACACCCCUGGCCUGGAACUCCGUCAGCCCUUCGGGCUCUCGACCCAGCGGCCGAAACUCCCACGCCGCAACGAUCUCCGCUUCGGACGUGAUGUGGCUCAAUGGGGGACAUGACGGCUCCACCUGCGUGACUUCGCUCUGGUGGAUCGACACGCAGGCCGCGAGUCCAACUUGGUCAGAACUGAGCCCUACGGGCACUCUGCCCACUGGCCGUUUCGCCCACCAAGUGCACUGGACCAAGGGGGUUCUCUGGCUUCAUGCGGGCAGCGCACAAGGAUGUAGUGGUCCCACCGACUUCACUGACAUUUGGUCGCUACCUGUGGGUCCGGAGGAAACAAGCACGACGACGGCUACUGCCUCGACGACGACGAGCAUCACUGGCACUGCUACUAGCACAAGCACGACAGGAACCAGCAGUAUCUCAACUACAACUACAUACAGCUCGACCAGAACCACCAGCACCACCGCAAGCAUCACGACCACAACCAGCGCCAGCACCACCGAGAGCACCAGCACCACAAGCACAAGUGCAAGCGCCACGAGCACCAGCUCGAGCAGCAGUAGCAGCAGCACCAGGACUUCCAGCACGACUACAGCGAGCACGAGCACCACCAGCACAAGCUCGAGCGUCAGUAGCAGCAGCAGCAGGACCACCACCACGACCUCCACGACCGCCACGACCACCAUGACCACCACGACCACCACGACAACCACGACCACCGCCACGACAACAUCUACCCCCACAACCACGAGCAGUGGCACCAGCACCACUGCAACCACCAGCACCACAACUUCUAAAAGCAGCAGCUCUAGCACUACCAGCAGUAGCCGGACUUCAACAACCAGCACCAGCAGCACCAGCAGUAGCACCGGGACGCGGACGGAGUCGACAUCGACCAGCACGAGCAGCAGCACCUCCGGCAGCGAUACCACGAGAAGCAGCACGGCAACGCUGUCCAGCACGACGAGCUCGGUGACAUCUUCAACAACGCAGACGUGGAGCAGCACAACUUCAACGCCGGGAAGUGCAGAGGAACUGGCUGAGCUGCAGCGGGAGCUUCUCCGUCAACGGGAGGCCGCCGAGGCCAUCGAGCGGGUUGAUGCCACAGAAGAGGCUUUGGUUGCCGAGUUUGCAGCCGCCUUGGAGUUGAACAGCAGCCAAGGCAUUUUGGAUGAAGCAUCAGCAGAUGUUGCCACAGGGCGCCUGAAGAUGGUUGCCUUCUCUCCCGCGGCUUUGGAUGGCAACGUGACGGUCAUCGCCGUCUCGAGUUCCGAGGUCGAGGUUUCACGUGUGGAGGUCUCCCCACAGGUGCUUGCUGAAGCUGCCGCAGAAAACGGUGUGUCCGGGCCCAUUCUACUCAGCAUCACCACCGUCGUCGACCCAGUCGCAACGAAGUUCCAGGACCGACGGGUAGAAGGAGAAGUCACGUCUCUGGUCAGCUCGGGCGUGGUGAGCAUCAACUUCCGCACGCCCGACGGCACAGGCCUGGAAGUGGACAGAUUGACCUCGCCUUUGCGCCUUGUGAUCCAAACGGACGAGAGGAACGCCAGCUGUGCUUACUGGAGCGAAGACGAAAAGCGGUGGUCCUUCCACGGGGUCACGACUUUGCCGGGCUCAGUGCCGGGCCAAAUUACUUGCCUCUCCAGCCACCUGUCGCUCUUUGGCGCUGUGAGCCAAGUCAUUUGGGACAAUGCCUUCCUGGUCCUGAAAUGCAGCACUGCUUGGGAGCUCUUUACCGCCGAGGGCUUCCAGGAAGCACUCGGCCAAGUCUCUGGGACCCACUGGCAGUCCUCACUCCCUGCCAUCUCCGUCUUCACCUUCCUUGGGCUCUUUUGCCUGGUGUUGAGUCGGGCGGCUUACGUCGACUGCAGGAGCUGGAAACUGGUGCCUUGGGAGGAAAUUGAGCCAGUGCUCUUCAAACAGACCACGGAGCCAAGUGAAGAAGAGGCUCCGAAGGGAUGGGCCUGGCGACGAGUGGCAGAGGUGAAGGAGUGGACUUUCUGGUGUGCAGGCAUCUGCUUCGGGAUCUCAGACAUCGCGGCUCUGAUCUUGGAAUGCAAGGCUCCAGAGGCAAGCGUGAAUCGCUGCAUCACGUCAUUGCAUGCUCACCGCAGCGGUGUGGCCAAGGAUAGCUUGGAAAUCAUCGUGCAGCCGGAUGACAGGUUCGAGUUGCAGGAGGAGCCAGUAUCCAAGCAAGUGACCCGCUCAGCAGCAAGGCGCAGCCGCUUUUCCCGACUUGUCUCGAAUGCCGUCGCCGACAGCAGCAUGAAUGGCUUCACCGUGGCCCUCCGAGACUUGGGUGCCCGAUGGAACGUCCACAUCCAUGGAGCCACUGCCGUGCGGUCCAUCCUAAAGAGCCGAUGGUAUGCCCGUGUUUGCCUCCUGUUUCCUGCCUUCCACCCAUGGCUCGCUGUGCUGCGACUCAGCAUCCUGACCUCCUACAAGGUGCGAGUCGCCCUGAUCUUCCUGAAGCUCUGUACGGCGGGUGCCACCAAUGCCGUGUUCUUCAGCAGUACAUCGCCUGCGCCGGGCUCGGAUCCAUCUUGUUUGCCCACGCAGAAUUUGCUGGAGCAGCUCGUGCAGAACACCGUCGUGGGAAUGAUGUCGGCGCUGCUCGGUGACUGUGCCAUCUUUACUCUCUUCUUGGUUCAAAACCGGAAGCCUGUGGAGAAGGACUGGACAGAAGCUGCGAAGUCCCGGCAAAUAAACGUGUGGAGAUGUCGGGCCGCGCUGUUUUGGUUCCUGUGGCUUCUCUACUCGACAUCAUGCCUGCUUUACGUCAUGAUGUUCUUGGCCACGUCCCGCCUCGAAGACGCACACGGCUGGUACUUGGCAACCGGCGUGAGUUUGCUGCAGGAUUUGGUGGUUCUACCUCUCUUCAUGGCCCUGUGCCUGGGCACCAUGGCUUCCUUGGCCCUUCUGAGCAGCGGCAUUCGCGCGAGGACGGAGGCCAAGUGGCUCGGAGGCCGAGAGGUGCAGAGAGAGAGAGAGCCCCAACCGGAGGAGAUUCCGCAGAGCCGCCGCGACUCCUUACACUCAGACAGCUUCUUAGAGAGCCGCAUCCAGUGCCCCCCCAAGCAGCAGCAAUUCUCGGAAAUACUUCCUGGCACUCCGUUGGAGGGUGGCUAG